Bipolaris zeicola 26-R-13 is the source of this 1458-nucleotide messenger RNA. RefSeq lists its product as uncharacterized. Gene Ontology annotation, molecular function: transmembrane transporter activity. Gene Ontology annotation, biological process: transmembrane transport. NCBI's taxonomy places the organism in Eukaryota, Fungi, Ascomycota, Dothideomycetes, Pleosporales, Pleosporaceae. The record is from RefSeq and is a predicted model, not a curated record. Gene Ontology annotation, cellular component: fungal-type vacuole membrane. Bases 1 to 1458 code for a protein of 485 amino acids. The transcript is spliced from 2 exons.
AUGGACCAUACCAAACCCUCAUCACCAGGGAAAGCCAGCUAUGCUGCACCAGCAUUGAGUCCAUCACUGAACUUUGACGAGAAGCCAGACAACCAGCCAUCGCUUGCCUCGUCGGAUUCAGUGCACAGCUCAGGUCUAAUGGCAGUAGACGAACAUCCACAACAGGAAAAACACGUGACCGAGUCCAGCAGCACCGAACAAUCAGGAGCAGACUUGGAACCAGUUCGCUCCGCCCACCCAAGCGUACGCGAUGUCUCCAAAAUCCCCAAUGGCGGUCUAUGGGCUUGGCUCCAGGUCCUCGGUGGCUUCUUCCUGCUCUUCAACUCGUGGGGCAUUAUCAACACAUUUGGCUCCUACCAGGCCUACUACGAAACAACACUCCUCCCAAACUCAAGCGCAUCGUCCAUCUCGUGGAUAGGCUCCAUCCAGGCUUUUCUUCUCAUGAUGGUCGGUGCCCUUACAGGCCCCAUCUACGAUGCUGGCUAUUUCCGCGAAUUGCUCCUUGUCGGCAGCUUCCUGCUUGUUUUCGGACAGAUGAUGCUGAGUCUCUGCCACGCAUACUGGCAGGUCCUUCUUGCUCAGGCUUUUUGCAUCGGUAUCGGAACAGGCUGUCUCUUUGUGCCCAGCGUGGCCAUUCUUUCCACCUACUUCAGUACAAAAAUUGGCACUGUUAUUGGCAUUGCUGCAUCCGGCUCUUCUUUUGGUGGUGUUAUAUACCCCAUUGUGUUUCACAAACUUCUCCCGCAAAUUGGAUUCGCCUGGACCACCAGAGUCCUCGGUUUCAUCAUCUUCGCCACCAUGGUCAUACCCAAUGUGUGCAUGCGCGUGCGCGUGUUGCCGGCGAAGACGCGCUCACUGCUUGACCUGCGUGCUUUCCUGAUUCCUGCAUACAGUCUGCAGGUUACGGGUUUCUUUCUGGGUUUCAUGGGUUUGUAUAUGCCAUUCUUUUUUGGACAGGUGUACGCGAUUCAAGAGCGAAUCACGAGUGAAGGGCUGGCGUUUUACUUGCUGGCUGUCAUGAACAGUACCAGUAUGUUUGGCCGAAUCCUUCCCAAUGUGUUGUCUGACAAGAUUGGGCCAAUCAAUGUUGUAAUCCCUUGCGCACUAAUUUCCGGUCUUCUCUGCAUUUGCUUCAUGGCCGUCUCUUCUUCAGCAGGUAUCAUCGUGAUGAUGGCAUUCUACGGCUUCUUCUCUGGUUCCUUCGUCAGCCUGCCCCCAACCAUUAUUGUACACCUCAGUGCCGACGCGCGAGACAAGAUCGGCACUAGAUUCGGCCAAAGCUUUGGCAUUGUAGCCAUAGGGUUGCUUGUCGGUACACCGAUUGGAGGUGCAAUCCAGGAACACGGCGGUUUCGACGAUUUGUGGAUAUAUGGAGGUUGUUUGCUGUUUAGUAGUGCGGCACUACUUACAUGUGCGCGGGUGGCCUUCAAGGGCUGGGGCCUCAUGGUUAAAGCUUGA